CCUGCGCAUCCGGAGCCAGCCCCAGUGUGAUGUUCCUCAUCCCGCUGCCAGCCUGGCUGGCCCUGGGCAUCCUGCAGCUGCCCCUUGGCAGCACCCGGGAGUGCCUGAGCCAGCAGCAGGCACUCAGUGCAGUGCAGCAGAUGCAGAAACUGCUGGCAGCACAGGAGGCUGCCCACCUGCGGGGCAUGCGUGGUCUCCGGCAGCAGCUCUCCAUCCUCCAGAGCCACCUCCAGAGACAGGCCACCAAACGCAAUGAGACCUGUCCGCAGCCGGUGGUGCCAAUGAAUGGACGGAUGCUGGGCUGGAGCAUGCGGGUGGGCCACGACGUUCACUUCAUCUGCGAUGCCGGCUUCCGGCUGGUGGGCUCAGAGACACGCCCCUGCCGGCACAACCGCACGUGGAGUGGCACCCAGCCCUUCUGCAGAAGUGAAGUGGAGCAGGGUAUUGACGACUGUUCCAGCAACCCAUGUGCCAACAGUGGGACCUGCGUGGAUGGCAACCAGAGCUACACAUGCCUCUGCCCCCGGGGCUGGUCAGGCCCCAGCUGCCAGAGCCCCAUCUAUGCCUAUGGGGUGACGCUGAGCAACACCUCCUUCAGCCGCCAGCCCCGCUGUGCUGAGGGCCACCUGGGCUCCCGGCGCUGCAGCUGUGAUGCUGGCUUCCAGAUGCAAGACGGCGGCAUGUGCCAUGACGUGGAUGAGUGUCAGCUCUUCCAGUCCAGCCCCCAGACCCGACUUUGCCUCCACGACUGUGUCAACCUCCCCGGCUCCUACCGCUGCCUCUGUCCCCCCGGCUACCUGCUCCAUGCUGACCCAAACGGCGGGUGCAGGGCAGGGAGCAUCCUGUGGGACCAGGGGUGCAGCAGGGAGCAGCAGAGACAGCCCUGCUCACUCCAUGUCACCAUCGCAGAUGUGAACGAGUGCACUGGGAAGCAGCACAACUGCACCCAGGGCACCUUCUGCAUCAACACCUUUGGGGACCACCACUGCGUGCACCCCAAGUGUCCCGUGCCGCGCCACAACACCAGCUACAUCAAGACCUCUGCCUUCCAGUGCGAGAGGAACCCCUGCCCCAUGGAGAGCCGAGCCUGCCGCCUGGCCGCCACCUCCAUCUCCUUCCACUACCUGCCACUCCAGGCCAACCACACUGUGCCCCAUGUCCUCUUCAAGAUGUCCACCACCCGCUUCGUGGGCGACAGCCUGCGCUUCACCAUCAUGGGCGGCCGGGGCCAGGGUGUCUUUGCCGUGUGGCGCUCCGACCGGCAGACAGGAGAGCUGGUGCUUACCAGUCCCGUGGCAGGGCCAGCCACGCUGGAGGUGGAGCUGGAGAUGAGCGAGUUCUCCCGCAAGGUCCUCCUGGGCAAGCACAUCUUCAAGGUCACAGCCUUUGUGUCCCCGUACGAGUUUUGA
Pelecanus crispus (Dalmatian pelican) is the source of this 1409-nucleotide messenger RNA. The record is from RefSeq and is a predicted model, not a curated record. NCBI's taxonomy places the organism in Eukaryota, Metazoa, Chordata, Aves, Pelecaniformes, Pelecanidae.